GGUUUAUUUUGAAACUUGAAGCCGGAAACAAACCCUGUUCUUUGAUAAGACUAUUAUUUUGAAAGGUAAAAACAAACGGAAACGUAAAAUUUAAGCAGAGCAUGUAACUUUACACUGGUGGACAUUAAAUAUUAUAAUUUACUUCUUUCUGAGUCAACAAUGUGUAUUUAACUAAACUAACUUGUUUCCUUAAACAACAUCCUGUUAUGUUUAAUUUUCAUAAUCUGUCACUUCCUGGUCCGGGAUCAACUCAGACUGGUACUCGGUAUAUAAACCGGGUCACGUGGUAGAAACAGGCGAGUCAACAGGUUCACUUGUGUUUCGUCCCCAGGCAGUUUCGUCCUUCUCCCUCACCUGUCAGGUGAGUCAACACCGCCACGCCGAGGGACGACGUCCAACCUGCAGGGAAGCGAGGUAGAGGGAAAAGUAAAUCAUUUUACCGGAAUGUUGCAAACACAAACGUGCUGCUCGUUUCGUCUGUAACUUGAAGAGUUUGAAGAGACGCUUCCUGCUACACGAAGAUGUUCUCCUUUCUGCGCUCAGCCAGAGAGCCCCCUCCUGAGAACAUCCACAUCUCCUCUCUGCCUCCCAGUAUUCCCACAGAUCAGGAGUCAGAACAAACUGGAGGACAAGCAGGUGACGUGGCGGGAGAGAAAGCUGUGAUAGAGACCACGCACUCACACACAGGGGUCUUCCUCCAGAAACAAGAUAAUGAUCCUGUUUCUAGUACUUACUUUGAGCAGAGGGUCCCUGUUCCCGAGGAGGAUGGUCAGUGUGGGAUUAGUUUCCGUAAGCUGUGGGCCUUCACUGGGCCGGGGUUCUUGAUGAGCAUAGCCUACCUGGACCCAGGUAACAUCGAGUCGGACCUGCAGUCUGGCGCUAAAGCUGGCUUCAAGCUCCUGUGGGUGCUGCUGGUAGCCACCAUCAUCGGCCUGCUGCUGCAGAGGCUGGCGGCCCGGCUCGGCGUGGUCACCGGGCUGCACCUGGCCGAAGUCUGCAACCGCCAGUACCACACUGUGCCUCGUAUCAUCCUGUGGUUGAUGGUGGAGGUGGCGAUCAUCUGCUCAGACAUGCAGGAGGUCAUCGGCUGCGCCAUCGCGUUCAGCCUCCUCUCCUCUGGCAGGAUACCCUUGUGGGGCGGCGUCCUCAUCACCAUCAUCGACACAUUCGUCUUCCUCUUCUUGGAUAAAUACGGCCUGAGGAAGCUGGAGGCCUUUUUUGGUUUGCUCAUCACUGUCAUGGCCAUAACCUUUGGAUAUGAGUAUGUGACGGUGGGACCAGACCAAGGCCAGCUGCUGAUGGGGAUGUUCGUGCCGUACUGCGAGGGCUGCGGGCCGGUCCAGCUGGGCCAGGCGGUGGGCAUCGUGGGAGCCGUCAUCAUGCCCCACAACAUUUACCUCCACUCUGCUCUCGUCAAGUCUCGAGAAGUGGAUCGAACGAACAAGAAAGAAGUAAAAGAGGCCAACAAAUAUUUCUUCAUCGAGUCGACCGUCGCGCUCUUCGUCUCUUUCCUCAUCAACGUGUUUGUGGUGGCUGUUUUUGCGGAGGGUUUCUACGGACGCACAAACGCAGAAGUGCAUAAAGUCUGCACUGAUGCAGGAAGUCCUCAUUCACAUAUGUUCCCUAUGGAUAAUAAAACUCUGGAGGUGGACAUCUACAGAGGGGGAGUGGUGCUGGGCUGUUUCUUUGGCCCGGCGGCGCUCUACAUCUGGGCCGUGGGGAUCCUUGCAGCUGGACAGAGCUCCACCAUGACUGGAACGUACUCUGGCCAGUUUGUUAUGGAGGGUUUUUUGAACCUGCGCUGGUCGCGUUUUGCUCGGGUGUUGCUGACCCGCUCCCUGGCCAUCACUCCUACCCUGCUGGUUGCCGUUUUCAAGGACGUGCAGCACCUGACAGGCAUGAACGACUUCCUCAACGUGCUGCAGAGCAUGCAGUUACCAUUUGCCCUCAUCCCCAUCCUAACCUUCACCAGUUUGCCAUCUCUCAUGAACGAGUUUGCCAACGGAUUGGUGUUUAAGAUCGGAGGAGGGGUGGUGAUCCUGAUCGUCUGCGCCAUCAACAUGUACUUCGUCGUGAUUUACGUGAUUACGUUCAACAGUGUUUGGCUGUAUGUGCUGGCAGCGUUCCUCUCCCUGGCGUACCUGACGUUUGUGGGAUAUCUGUCGUGGUUAUGUCUGAUAGCUCUGGGAGUGUCCUGCCUGGAUCCGACCACCAGGAGAGGAAACGACACGACCAUCCUGAUCGAGCGGCAGCCGGAGUUUGACUCCUGAAAUCAAAAGUGUGUUCCAGCGGACGUUCGUCUCGAAGGUGCCGCUGUGUGCAACCUAACUGACCUUUUACUGUUUAGUUCCAGCACAUUCAGACAUCUUUAGCAUGAAUUUAUUUAUACAAGAAGUUCAUAAACUUCUAGAUGAUGUUAUGAUAUGAUAUGUAUAUGUUUUUGUUUAGAAAUCAAGAAACUGUAGUUGCCAAUAUGUGUGUUAUUAUCUGUACAUGUAGUCACGUCCUAAUUAAUGAUUGUACAAAACAAUCACGGUGAGUUUUGCCAAAUUUAAAGGUUUACAGACGGGGUAUCUGAAGGUCUGAAAUGUCUUAAAGAGCAAAAAAAAAAGGCCUUAGAAGGUAUCAAAAGUCUUAAAUUUCAUGUAUAAAAUUGAUAUUAUAUUGUCUUACCUGACGUAGACUAUAAAAUGUUUUUGUUUUUGUUUCGUUAAACGUUGUGGAGUUUCAGUCGGCACCAUCAGACCUGCAGCAAACGCUGUCACUACUGCAGCUACGACUCAAAGUGUCAGUUUUAGCAAAACCAUAAAUGAGUUAUUUUUAAUUGGUGAAUCCGUUUAUCCAUUUUGUGCUGCUUAUCCAGCUCCAAGUCGCAUUGAUUUAAUUAACUAUAUCAUUAGGAAUCACUGUUAUAUACUGCAAGGAAGCAGUAACGUUGAUUAUAAUUCUAGGCCAUAUCGUCCCUGCUGGUUUUCAAUCAUACUUUCCUGCUUUGGACGGCAGAAUCCUAAAACAGGUGUUAAAUUGUUUUCAAUCUGGUAUUAAAAAUGUCUUUAAAAGUCUUAAAUUUAACUCCUGCAGAAACCCUGACAGAUGUGAAUGAAGUUUUGGUACCACUUUACCCCUUAUAAAUCAUUAAUUAAUGGUUUAAUAAGUAAUUUACAGAUGCUUUAUAAAUCAUUUAUAAGCCAUUAAUAAGACCUUUUGGGUUGCCAGGUUGUGGAAAAUCCUCCUCCAGCAUCAACUUUUCUUUGCCUUUUUAGCUCUUUAGUUCAACGAGACAACUAAUGUUAUUAAUAAACGAUCAUGUUUCUCACUUUUUAAGACAGUGAUAAAUGUAAAAGUAAGUUGUUAAUAAUGUUUCUCGAUUACUGAAAAGCCAUCAGCAAAAGUUUGUCAGUCACCUGCUAUUAUAAAUGUUAAUAAAUCAUUAAUAAAGGGUUCUUAUAUUUAUAUUUUUUAUUGAUUUUUGCUGUAAACAAACACAAACAAUCUCUGUAAUAAGAGAAUUGUACAAAAUAACCGUAAAACGUAUAGAAAUGGGAAAAAAACCCAACAAAUAAUAAUAAGUAGCUUCAGAGUUUAGAUACA
Molecule: messenger RNA, 3591 nt
Organism: Thunnus maccoyii (southern bluefin tuna)
Lineage: Eukaryota; Metazoa; Chordata; Actinopteri; Scombriformes; Scombridae
Product: natural resistance-associated macrophage protein 2-like
Exons: 17
Coding region: 522-2270 (582 amino acids)
Biological process (GO): metal ion transport
Cellular component (GO): plasma membrane
Molecular function (GO): iron ion transmembrane transporter activity; manganese ion transmembrane transporter activity; cadmium ion transmembrane transporter activity
Source: RefSeq, a predicted model, not a curated record